AUUACCAUAACCGAGGGUUCGGUUAGGACACUUAUUUAAGGGCAUGCCCCACAGCCCCCGUUCCUGGAGCUGGAAUGGGGCCAACGCGGAGGUGGUAUCAGAGGAGAAACCUAACGGAGUUGGGGUUCAGCUUAGGGCGGUGGGGACCCGUCCCGGGAGAGGAGGCAGCUCUCUGGUUCCGCUCCGGGCCGGCUGCACAGGAGACCGGACGUGGCGUGAGUCGGGAGCUGGGAGGAGAGAAGGCUCAGUUCGUAGCGGAGGGGCACGUCUGGCCUGCCGGGACCUGGACGAGCCGGCCGUCGCGGUUCCGGGAGGCAGCGGGAGAAGUGCCCAGGCUGCUGUCUGCGCCCCAGCGCGUCCCGGCGCGCGGCGCCCCGGAGUCCCGGAGCGAUGAGAGUGCAGGUCAAGUCCCAGAAAUCCUGGAUUGAAGGAGUGUUCCACAAGAGAGAAUGUAACAAAAUCAUACCCAGCUCAAAAGACCCUCACAGCUGUACUGCAGGAUGCCAAGUCUGCCAGAAUUUAAUCAGGUGUUACUGCGGGCGACUGAUUAGAGACCAUCAUGGGAUAGAUUAUGCCCGGGCCAUCUCGGCUGCCGAUGGCGGUGAAAAUGAACAGUGGUCUAUUGAGGAGCACACAGUGAAAAGCCCUACGGAUACCUUUGGCACGAUUAAUUUCCAAGAUGGAGAGCACACUCACCACUCCAAGUAUAUUAGAACGUCUUAUGACACAAAUUUGGAUCAUCUAUUGCAUUUAAUGUUGCAAGAGUGGAAGAUGGAACUGCCAAAGCUGGUGAUCUCUGUCCACGGGGGCAUCCAGAACUUCAAGAUGCCCUCCAAACUUAAAGAAAUCUUCAGCCAGGGUUUGGUCAAAGCUGCAGAGACAACAGGAGCAUGGAUAAUAACUGAAGGUAUUAAUACCGGUGUGUCCAAACAUGUUGGGGAUGCCCUGGAAGCCCAUUCCUCCCAGUCCUCUAGAAAAAUCUGGACAGUUGGAAUCCCUCCUUGGGGUGUCAUUGAGAACCGGAAAGAUCUUAUUGGAAGAGACGUGGUGUGUCUAUACCAGACUCUGGGCAACCCCCUCAGCAAGCUGCCCACACUCAACUGCAUGCACUCCCACUUCAUCCUGUCCGACGACGGCACCGUGGGCAAGUACGGCAAUGAGAUGAAGCUCAGGAGGAACCUGGAAAAGUACCUCUCUUUGCAGAAAAUCCACAGCUGCUCAAGACAAGGCGUGCCGGUGGUGGGGCUGGUGGUGGAAGGUGGUCCCAACGUCAUCCUCUCGGUGUGGGAGACUGUGAAAGACAAAGACCCCGUGGUGGUGUGUGAAGGCACAGGCAGGGCUGCCGACCUCCUGGCCUUCACCCACAAGCACCUGGCAGAUGAAGGGACCCUGCGUCCUCAGGUGAAGGAGGAGCUCAUCUGCAUGAUUCAGAACACCUUCAACUUUAGUCUUAAACAGUCCAAGCACCUUUUUCAAAUUCUAAUGGCAUGUAUGGUGCACAGGGAUUCUAUUACCAUAUUUGAUGCUGAUUCCGAGGAGUCACAGGACCUUGAUUUAGCUAUCCUAACAGCUCUGCUAAAGGGCACAAAUUUAUCAGCAUCAGAACAAUUAAAUCUGGCAAUGGCUUGGGACAGAAUGGACAUUGCCAAGAAACAUAUCCUCAUUUAUGGACAGCAUUGGAAGAGACGCCUCAACAUUUCUGUCUGUGGUUCUCACUGCUGCAGUCUGGACUGGUUGCCUGUACUUCCCGGUGCUGGGCCAUCAUCCAUCAUCUUAGAAAUUCUCUCCUGUCCUGGCUCCCUGGAACAAGCAAUGUUAGAUGCUUUAAUGAUGGAUCGAGUGGAUUUUGUAAAGCUCUUGAUAGAAUAUGGAGUGAACCUCCAUCGCUUCCUUACCAUCCCCAGACUGGAAGAGCUCUAUAAUACAAAACAAGGACCAACUAAUAUGCUCUUGCAUCAUCUUGUCCGAGAUGUAAAACAGCAUACCCUUCUCUCAGUCUACAGAAUAACGCUGAUUGACAUUGGACUGGUAAUAGAAUACCUCAUUGGUGGAGCGUAUCGUAGCAGCUACACUAGAAAAAAUUUCAGAACCCUCUACAACAACCUCUACAACAAAAACAAGCGAGUGAGCACUUUGGCUCAAGCCCUUUCCCAGCCGCCCCCUCUUCACCAGAGACGCCGCUCAGGAAACAGAAAUGAAUCUGCAGAAAGCACACUGCAUUCUCAGUUCAUUAGAACUGCCCAGCCUUACAAAGUCAAGGAAAACCCCAUAGCCCUUCAUAAAUCAAGGAAGAAGUCAAGAGAAGAACAAAAUGUAUCAGAUGACCCUGAGUCUACGGGCUUUAUGUAUCCAUACAAUGACCUGCUGGUUUGGGCUGUGCUAAUGAAAAGGCAGAAGAUGGCCAUGUUCUUCUGGCAGCACGGAGAGGAGGCCACGGUCAAGGCAGUGAUUGCUUGUAUCCUCUACCGAGCAAUGGCCCACGAAGCCAAGGAGAGCAACAUGGUGGACGACGCCUCGGAAGAGCUGAAAAACUACUCAAAACAGUUUGGCCAGCUUGCCCUGGACAUGUUGGAGAAGGCAUUCAAACAGAAUGAAAGAAUGGCCAUGAAACUGCUGACCUAUGAACUCAAGAACUGGAGCAAUUCUACCUGUUUGAAACUGGCUGUUUCUGGAGGAUUGAGGCCCUUUGUUUCACAUACUUGUACCCAAAUGCUACUGACGGACAUGUGGAUGGGGCGCCUGAAAAUGAGGAAAAACUCUUGGUUAAAGAUCAUCAUAAGUAUUUUUUUACCACCCGCCAUUUUGACAUUGGGAUUUAAAAGCAAAGCAGAGAUGUCGCAUGUUCCCCAGUCCCAGGACUUCCAGUUCACGUGGUAUAAUGAUGAGCAAAACCCCAGUACCACCAAGGAAAGUGCUUCGACGAAUGACUGUGACUUGGAAAGGGGCCCUGAUGAGAAACCAGAUGAACAUCAGCAGUUCAGUUUAAAGAGUGAGCCCCAAAGCCUUCCAUGGUCCAGAAAAGUCUAUGAGUUCUACAAUACUCCAAUUGUCAAGUUCUGGUUUUAUACGAUGGUGUAUUUGGCGUUCCUCAUGCUGUUCACCUACACGGUGUUGGUGGAGAUGCAGCCCCAGCCCAGCGUGCAAGAGUGGCUCGUGAUCAUUUACAUCUUCACCAAUGCCAUUGAGAAAGUCAGGGAGGUCUUAAUUUCAGAACCUGGGAAGUUUACCCAAAAGGUGAAGGUAUGGAUUAGUGAGUACUGGAACCUAAUAGAAACUCUGGCUAUUUGCCUGUUUUCAGUGGGUUUUGGCCUUCGGUGGGGUGACCCUCCUUUCUACACAGCGGGAAGACUAAUAUACUGCAUUGACAUCAUAUUCUGGUUCUCACGGCUCCUGGACUUCUUCGCUGUGAAUCAACAUGCAGGUCCCUAUGUGACCAUGAUUGCAAAAAUGACAGCAAACAUGUUCUACAUUGUGAUCAUUAUGGCCAUAGUCCUGCUGAGCUUCGGGGUAGCUCGCAAGGCCAUCCUUUCGCCAAGGGAGCCCCCGUCGUGGAGCCUCGCUCGUGAUAUUGUGUUUGAGCCUUACUGGAUGAUAUACGGAGAAGUCUAUGCGUCGGAGAUCGAUGUUUGUUCAAGCCAGCCAUCCUGCCCUCCUGGCUCUUUUCUUACUCCAUUCCUGCAAGCCGUCUACCUCUUCGUGCAGUAUAUCAUCAUGGUGAACCUGCUGAUUGCUUUCUUCAAUAACGUUUACAUGGAUAUGAAAUCCAUCUCAAAUAACCUGUGGAAAUACAAUCGCUACCGCUACAUCAUGACCUACCACGAGAAGCCUUGGCUGCCCCCACCUUUUAUCCUGCUGAGUCACGUGGGUCUCCUCCUUCGCCGUCUUUGCCAUCGCCAAGCUCCAAAUGACCAAGAAGAGGGUGAUGUUGGAUUAAAACUCUACCUGAGUACAGAGGAUCUGAAAAAACUUCAUGAUUUUGAAGAACAGUGUGUGGAAAAUUACUUCCACGAGAAGAUGGAAGGUCUGAACUGUAGUUAUGAGGAACAAAUCCGAAUGACAACAGAAAGGGUUACAGACAUGUACUUCCAACUGAAAGAAAUGAAUGAAAAAGUGUCUUUUAUAAAGGACUCCUUAGUGUCUUUGGACAGCCAGGUGGGACACCUACAGGACCUCUCUGCCCUGACGGUGGAUACGUUAAAAGUCCUUUCUGCUGUUGACACCUUACAAGAGGAUGAGGCUCUCCUGGCCAACAGAAAGCACUCUGCUUGGAGAAAACGUCCCCACAGCUGGAGCAAUGUCACCUGUGCAGAGGUUCUAGGCAGCAUGGAGAUCUGCAGGGAGAAGAAACACCAGUGUUACAGCAUGCCCCCUUCUUUGCUGCGGAGCCUGGCCAGAGGCUGGCAUCCCUCACGAGUGCAGAAAGGACCCUUUCUUGAGGGUACAGACAGAGAGACUUCAAACGUAAGAGAUGACCAGGAAGAGCAAGAAACAGAAAACAGUAUAGUUGCUUCUGGGGUGGCCCUGAACAGGCAAGCACGCCGAAAGUAUGGUCAGUUUCUCCUGGUCCCUUCUUAUCUGGAGCAAGUUCCUUAUUCUGCAGAAACAGCCUGGCCUCUGCCCAGACCAUCCGUAGAAGCAGGUACAGAUGUGCCGGCAACUGAGCAUGUCACCCAGAGUGAGGUGCCUGUUCAUCUGACGUGGCAGACCCCGGCUGACUCAGCUCAGGGCUCCGUGGUGGAAACCAAGGAGCAGAGUGAGUCACCUGCUCAGACGCCAGCCAGACGAGACGAAGGGGAGCAACUUCUAUCCACUUUGGUUUUCACGCCUGCACCCGUGAAAGUGACCUCCCUUCCUUCCCAAGUCAGGAACAUGCAUACUGGAGGUGGAUAUAUAAACUGGGCGUUUUCAGAAGGUGAUGAACCUGGUGUGUUCAGCCUCAAGAGACAAUGGCAAACCCGCUUGUCCUCCACUUGCAGCAGUGACUCCAAUCAGAGUGAACAAUGCCAGAGGCAGAUCCGGGGCAGUUCCCUGACUGAUAACUCAGUAAGACUGGCCCAGAGGGAUUGCACAGAGGUGGGACCAUGGCUCCAGCCAAACACCUCCUUUCGGAUUAAUCUUCUUCGUAGAGACAGGCCCUUCAUUAGGAGUCAGAGUCUGAGACUGCACAAGGAGGAGAAAUUGAAGAACCGUAAGAUUAAAAAUCUUUCAAAAUCCUCAGAGACUGGACAGUCAAAAUGGAUCAAAGUGAAAAUGCUAACCAAGGAUAGGAAAUCGUCAAAGAAAAAGAAGAAAACACACGGGCUCCAGGUGCCGGUCAUAACAGUCAACACCUGCUCUCAAAGUGACCAACUGAACUCAGAGCCAGAAGAAAACCAGAUCUCAGAAGAACAGGAGUGCAGCAAGAACUGGAUUCCCAUGUCCACAUUUAGUCAGAUAAGUCUAGAACCGUACAUAUAUCAGAAGAUGCGAAUCAAAGCUCCACGGCGUUCUGCACAAGUCAGUGAUUACGUAAGGCGGUCUCAAGACGAUCUAAGCAAAAACUCUUUGUGGAAUUCCAGGAGUACCAAAAGCAAUAGGAGCUCUCAGUUGAGAAUUUCAAAUGGAGCUGACAAAAUCUCAGCCUCCUUAAAAAGCCCUCAGGAGCCUCACCAUCAUUAUUCAGCCAUCGAAAGGAACAAUUUAAUGAGGCUUUCUCAGAGCAUACCAUUUACACCAAUCCAACUGUUUGGAGAAGAAGUAACUGUCUACAGGCUGGAGGAGAGUUCCCCUUUGAAUCUGGAUAAAAGCAUGUCUUCGUGGUCCCAGCGAGGGAGGUCUGCAAUGAUCCAGGUGUUGUCCCAAGAGGAGAUGGAUGGUGGCCUCCGCAAAGCCCUGAGAGUCAUCAGCACCUGGUCUGAAGAUGAGGUCCUCAAGCCAGGGCAAGUUUUCAUUAUGAAGUCCUUCCUCCCUGAGGUCGUGCAGACAUGGUACAAAAUCUUCCAGGAGAGCACUGUGCUUCAUCUUUGCCUCAGGGAAAUUCAACAACAAAGAGCUGCUCAAAAACUAAUCUAUACCUUCAACCAAGUGAAACCACAGACCAUUCCCUACACGCCGAGGUUCCUGGAAGUUUUCUUAAUCUACUGCCAUUCAGCCGACCAGUGGUUGACCAUUGAGAAGUAUGUGACUGGAGAGUUCCGGAAGUACAACAACAACAACGGGGAUGAGAUUGCCCCCAGGAACACCCUGGAGGAGCUGAUGCUGGCUUUCUCUCACUGGACCUAUGAGUAUACUCGGGGAGAGCUGCUGGUCCUAGAUUUGCAAGGUGUUGGAGAAAAUUUGACAGAUCCAUCUGUUAUAAAACCUGAAGACAAACAAUCAAGAGGAAUGGUGUUUGGACCAGCCAAUUUAGGGGAAGAUGCAAUUAGAAACUUCAUUGCAAAACAUCGUUGCAACUCCUGCUGCCGGAAGCUCAAACUCCCGGAUUUAAAAAGAAAUGACUAUUCCCCUGGAAGGAUAAAUUCUGCCCUUGGACUUGAAAUCAAAACAGAACCAGCUGUGGAGACUCCAGCAGGGGAAGAAGGCAGUGAUUGCCCAGAAGACCUCACACAACUGUGAAAAAGGGAGCCGUAAGAGGGUGACAGCCCUUGCUCUCCCUUCUGUGGACUCUGUGGUAACAUAGAUGGAUUGAGGUGGCAUUGAUUAUGUCAGAACCUUUGCCAGGAUGGCCUUACCCAGAGGGCCUCCUGGGACGUGCCUUCUGAGCCUCAUGUCUCCCCUGCCCGAGGGCCUCACUGGUGUGUGACGCAUGGGUUCUCCUAGAUACUGCCCUGUGUGCAGGGGGCUUGGCAUCUGUCUGUCAUCCUCAAGUUGCACAGGAAGACUCUCGGAUGAGUCAGCCAGGGGUGCUGCUCCUUCAUACCUCAUUGCAUUAGCUGGUCACUUAGAACCCUUGGAGCAGCAUGCUGGGCACUGAAGAACCAGGCAGAUGAAUUUAAUUUAUUUUCUCACUGUGUGUGCAUCACCUCACCACGUAUUGUGUUUAUGUAUAUAUGUACAUAAAAAAAGUUCCUUGAUUUCCUCCUCUCUCCUUUCCAAGCAGCAUAGGGCUUUGAAUAGAGGCAGAAAGGAAAACAAUGGAGCGAGGGUGUCUUUGCACAGACUGGAGCACCCUCCUGCACAAAGUAACCAGUGAGAAGUUAGCAUCCUGGUGAAAUCUAGAUGGUUUUGAGGUAUUGUCAGUGAAUCAAAUGAUACUUGGGGAUUUCAGUUUUCUCUGGAAGAAAGAAAAGGGAAAUCAAACCAAAUGCCCUUGCAUCCUUUUUUUUUUUUUUUUUUUUUUAAAGAAAUGUUUUCCCUUUACUUAAGCUCAGGGACACUUUUGAUUAGACAGUUGACUCAGCCAGCCUCUAAAGCAUCAUCCCCUUUUUCAAAGCUGUGUAUAUAAUAUUGCAAGCGAAAUUACUUUAUAUCAGGUCCCAGAGGAAAGAUGGGGUUUCUGAAUGAAAACAGGCUUCAUUGCCGUGCAGAGUUCUGGCUUCAAGAGGACUGGAAUGUGUAUUUUAAGUCUGACCUGAGAACAUAUAAUUAAUUUCAGAGGCCUGAAGGGAGGGUCCCAGCAGCCACGCUGUACAGCAUGUCUGGAGGACCAGUCGUCCCUCUUUUGUACUUGCCGGGGGCGCCCGACCUCAGAACAAGCAUGAGCUUUUCACACAGGGAGGGGUCGGAGAGCUGGGGGAAGCUUCUCCCCUCUCCCCCUGCACCUCCUUCCCUCGUUAUAAAGUGUUCCAACCCACCAGCAGCAAAUCUCCUGGGGCUGAAAUUUUCAACUUAGCCCUUACAUUAGCUGGCUUGUUUUCUAAAUCCACACUCCUGAAUUGUUAGGUUGCACUCAGGGGACGUGUAGUAGCCCAGGGAUAGGGGGAUGGAAAGCCAAGGAUUUGGUUUGCCAAGGAUCGUGUCUGAUUCUUGUGAGCUGCACAAGGGCUGAGUUAUAGCCAUUAGAACUUUUGGGGGUGGUGGGAGGUGGGAAAUUUGCGUGAUUUCUUGACUGGCAAUGAGGAUAAAAUGUUAAGGCUUUUUUUUCAGGGUUUAAUUGCUUUAUCCUAUUCUGCAAAUCAGUAAGGGAUCUUUUGGUACUCACUUUAGAGCCAUGCCCAACUACGGAAAGAGGCAAUUUGCCUAUCCAGGGCCAAACGAAAGGCAUUAAUUCACUGGCGAAGUAUUUCUUACCUGGAAUGGAACUUGAAAAAAAUACAUUUUGAUUUUAAUUUUCUGUGUUGUGAUUUUUUUCUCUCUCUUUUUAAGAAAAAUCACUAAAAUAACAUUUUAAAAAGAUGAACUGCUGGGCAGAGGUCACUGUGGGAUCACUUGCAUGCAGAUACCAAGGUGACAGUCUUGACUUUGAUUCAGGACCACAAAUGAAUGAAUGGAUUCAUUUUGUCAAUUUUAUUCAACAGAUAUUUAUAAAUGCCUUCUCUGUAGUGUGUAAGCAAUGAGGAUGCGGUGAACAUUAGCAUUUCUUUGCCCUCAAAAAGCUCUAUGGUCUCCUGUUUCUUUUGUUGUUGCUGUUGUUCCAAGUUUGGAUUCCAGUUAGUGCUAAAAAAUUUGACUUCUGGGCAAAUGUUGAGUCCAGAGAUGUGUUCUAUACCCUACCUGCCAGUGAGUGGUAGGUUCAAACUGGGAUAAGAGAAUUAGGGCGAAUAAAGAGACAUAGUUAGGGCUGGUUUUAGGAACUACUGAGGAAAAACGGACUGUGUAAUCCUUGUAUGAGUCCUAAGCCCAUCUCACAGGUGGGAUCUGAGUCUGGGGAUGAGAGAAGUGGCCAGAUUCCUGGGUGUCCUUCCUGAAGGCAUCCUGUGCACAGGCCUUCCUUCCCAUGAGGCUGGACAUUACCCAUGAUAUCUCAGAGCUUCUAACAUCUCCAGGGGUGUGAGCUUAGAUACAGUUUUGGGUGUUUCUCAGCCUAUUAUUUUCUGUGGCUUUGCAAAACAAGUACUGGGUGACUCAAACUUCCCAACCAUUUAAUCAAAGUUAAAAAAAAAAUUGUUGUUGUUGUUUAUUACUGUUUUAGGUGAGACAGAUCACUCAGGUUCUAGAAGUCAUGACACAGAUGCUCCUGUCAUGGCUUGCUGUCUUUCUCCAUCAGUCACCAGCGUCUAGCACAAAGCAUGGCACAUAAUAAGCUUUUGACAUUAUUUGUUGGAAGAAAUAAUAAAACCUUCAAAUGAUAAUGGAUUUCAUUCACUAGUUAAUAAAUCAGAUUUGCAUUUUUAAUCUAGAAGGGAAUGAUUACCAAUUCCUUAAGACCCAACACAAUUCUUUUGAUCUCUCUCUGUUUUAAUUUUCCAGGAAAUAGCUUUUAACAACCUACACCUUAUCUAUUGAAUUCUCCACCAGGGCUUGCCCUUACCGUCCUGGCGAUAAUACCAGGGUACUGUCCUUCUUCCUGGUGACUGUUGAAAUGAGAUGAUAACUUCCCAGAAACUGCCAAGAAAUAAUCAUCACUUUAUUACCCUUUGAAAAGAAGAUUGAUAGAAAAGUCAUUUGGAAGAUGGCUCAUUACCAUGCCCUCGUAUGAUUUCUUUACUCACAUCUCUCCAAAGCAUGAGAAAGGGCGGAUUAUUCUCUGAGGUCGGAAUUUGAAGGCUGUGUGUUUGCCUCUUUGAAGUCUUGGUGUUUAAUUUUCUGUAGUCAUUUCUUGGGCAAUUUUCUAAGAAACUAGUUGAAGCUAAUUUAUCAUAAGUUAAAGUCAAAUGACAGAAAAGGUUUUCUUCCCCCCUUAACAGCAUUUUAUUCCACAGAGGUUAGCUUCUGAAGGAAAAUGAGACUUAAAUAGCAUUUCAAAUCUCCAGCCACAUGGGUGAGUACGCAGAAUAGAAAGGGUUCUGGAAACCACACUGAUUUUUUUAUUGAGUACAAUUAUUAUUUUGUGAUUUUUCUUCCUAGACCUUGAUGUACAGAUAAAAUGUAUUUUUUUGUGUGUGUGUGAAAUGCCCUCCUAAAAAUAAUUAGUUAAGUUGCUCAAUUUUUCAAAGAGAGGCUUUUAGUCUUCAAGGGAUAACAACCCUUGGUCUCCAUCAUUGGCAAGUUUGGUGUAACUUUAUAUAAUUCUUUCAACCUUUGUCUUAAUUCCCAGCUCUGAAAUGGAGAUGAGAUACUUACCUUUUCAAACAAAGGUGAACAAUAAUGAGAGAGCAUUUAUAAAGUCCUUUGAGAAAUCUCAUUUUACAAGGCUUCUUGUGAGUAUGGGAUCCAGUUCAAUAAAUAAUAAGGGGUUUUCAUUUUUGAUAUUAUGAGAUCAUUAUUUAAUGUUUACAGAGGAUGCUCAGUGGACGUGUUUCAGUAUAAGCACCAAAGUGAUUUCUCCUUUCUGAGGGGAAAAGGCUCAUUGCUCCCUUUCUGUUUUGAAGCUUAAUUCAGUUAGUUUAAAAUCAGGAUGUUCACCAUUUCACAGUGUCUCCUAUUUAUUUUGUUUUUUGAUGGAUUUAGGUUUACACAGCUAAUGUCUUUUGCCAUCUGCCCAAAGAAAGCCUUCUAGGACAAGUAAAGCACAAAUCUGGCACCGUGAUUGGUAACAUUUUUAGGAAUUGAAAGAGAGCAGGUUUAGAAUCUUGAUACUUGUAAAGCUUGAUGUUUUGCAAAAAAUUUAAUUAAUGCUGAUUUAGAUUUUGUCAGUAUAGGGCUGAGAAAAUUCUGGCCUUUAGCUUGCCAGCACCUUUUAGUUACUAACUUCCUUUAGAAUUCACACCUUCCCCUAGUGUUUUUUUGUUUGUUUGUUUUCAUUUUGAACCUUUAGAAAUUCCAUUCGCAAUAUUAGCCAGAAAGUCCUUAGAAUCGUUAUGGUGAAACCCUUUGGCUAAUGACUGUCCACUUGUGGACAUAAUGACUGCCUUUCACUGGAGGAACUUGGGGACAUCAUCACUGGUGUCACGCGAUUGCACUUUGGCUUCUAAUGAACCUUUUUCUUUAUGUGGCGUUAGUUACCAGUAAGAGGUCCCAGAACCUCAGGAUAUUUAGGUAACUGAAAAAAAUCCUUGGUGUGUGUUAUGGGCAGAAUUGUUUCUUACCGAAGUUUAUAAAAUCCUAACCCCAAGUACCUCAGAAUGUGAUUAUAUUUGGAAAUAAGGUCUUAACAGAGGUAAUUGAGUUUAAAGGAGGUCAUUAGGGUGGGACCUGAUUCAGUAUUACUAAUGUCCUUAUCAGAAGAGGAGAUUAGGACACAGACAUACUCAAAGUGAACAUGUGAAGACAGCGAGAACGCAGCCACCUGCAAGCCAAGGAAGGCGGCCUCGGAAGAAACCAGACACCCUGACACCUUGGACUCCCAACUUCCAGAACUGGGAGAAAUAAGUUUCUCUUGUUUAAGUCACCCAGUCUGUGCUGCUUUGUUAUGGCAGCCCUAGGAAACUGUGACAGUGUGUUGGCAUGUUUUGAAAUUCCCUACUCGCCCCUGAAAUUUUGUAGGUGGGGACUUGGGAAGCAGAGACGCUGGCAAGAACAGUGGAGAGGAGGAGAAGGAGACAUGAUCGUGCGGUGCAUGCGUCUGCUGUGAGAGAGGACAGGAAGUAUCGUGGCUGGUGGCAGGACUGUUGUGAAGGAAAUCGUCCCUACCCAGUUAAUAGCCAUUUAUAGACGGUGAAUCCAUGGUGAAGCCACUCCCUCUGAAUAUCAUCACAAGGCUGUUUUGAUGCUCAGACGAAGAAUAUAUGUGAAAGACAUUGCGAGAUAUAAUGCCUCCUUGUUUCCUGUGUGGGAGAAAGAAAACAAUGAGAUGUCUGGCAAUGCAACUGGCUUGCUUUGCCAACAAUGGCGUGCAUGCUAAUAAAAGAUGCAAGCUGCACAUUCAAGGUGCAGUGGGGUUGGCAGGUACAGCCAAGCCCCCAGCAGCACACAGUGUCCACCGCUGAAGGACUCAGCCCCACUCUUCACUUUACACAUGUAGGUUGGAGCUAAGGUACAAACAUUAAAUCUCUGAAUGUUGGAAGUAUAUGAAAAUCAUUUCUCUCAAUCCUAAAAGCAAGGAAGUAUUGUCAGGGAUUUCAAAAAUAUUGGAAAGUCUCAUUUAAAUCUAAAUAUCUUUUUUUUAAUUAUAAAUCGAUCAUCAUAAAAUACUAGCCUUUUAAAGUCGUAUUUCGGAUGCAGGAAAAGCAUCAGGUUCAUCAGACUUGCUCCUGCCUGUGUUGUUACAGCUCAUGACACCUUCAAUUUUCCAAUUUUCCUCCCUCUCUGCCUCUCCCCAACCCUCCCCCAGGUUCUUGACAACAUUUAUUUGGUAAAGGUCAGUUAUGGCUUCAGCGAAUGAGUAGUCUGACCUCAAGUUACUAAUACGAAAUAAAUGUAUACAAAAAUAUUUUGUUCAUCGGAAAGCAGAGUUUGUUUUCCUUAAGCUAUUCCAUGCAGAAAGAAUAUGGACAAAGCCACUUGCUACAAGGAAAGAUGACUUAUUCAGGCAACUUUUUUUUUUAACUUUCCUUUUUCAUAUUGUCUAGUUCAGAUAGAGUCUGCAGGUCUUAGGCCAAUCUUCAAUACAAAUUCUUUGGAGCAGAUUUAAUUGACAGCCCUGUUCCCUUCUCAGCAGUCUUACAAAAAGAAGCGUACACUUAGCACCAGUGACCCGUCAAGGUGCUUAACCUGUCGCAACCAGUUUCUGAGAAGUACAUAACACGCAGAAAGGAAGCAAGUACAUAUUUGCUCUUUGUUGGUUUUUUCCCCCUCUAAAAAAAUUGUUACAAAGUCUUAUGCUUAAACAGAGACAUAGAAAAAUCAGUGUAUUCACUGUCUCCAGUUAUUUACAGCAAAAAUUACAGAGACAGCAUACAUCGUAUUAGACCUUCCACAAGCAUAUAUUAAAAGUAAUUACAUUUGAAAAAAUAUUUUUAUUUUUCCUCUACAUUUCUACAAUACAUACUCAGUUUUCGGUAGGUGUAGUUUUCAUUCCGUGUGUGUGUGUUAAUCAGAUGAAGCAGACGGUACUGUGCUUGGAGGUGGGAUCUGGAGCUAUUCAGACAUAGCUGUUGUCUGUCUGCAUCUGGUCAUGACAGAGGCAGGCGAACGCCCUCCGUCAGCCACCACAAGAAGAGGAUGGUUUAAUAUAAAGAUCAUGCUGCCCAGCAAGGGGUGGGGUGGGGCACAUUCCCUGCGCUUUCCCUCAGCUGGGUUUAUUCAGUUCUGGUAACCUUGUGCUUUAUUUUUGGCCAUAAGAACAAUCACUGAGCUGCGUUUUCUCAUCCACUGGAAGUCGUGCUUACAGUCAUGCAGGAGGCAAAGAUUACUAUGGCCAGUUCACUUCGGAUGAACUUCAGCAGCUUAGGAAAAAAGUGCACAAACAGACAACCCCCAUCUGCUGCAUAGGAAUCCAUGGUCCCACACUUAGAACAAUGGCGGACUACCGGAGAAGAAACUCUUUAAAUACAACCAAAGGAAAAGAAAAACCUGUCACAGAUACUGAAGCCAUACAUUUAAAGAAACACACUGAAGACUCCAAAGCAUAAAAAUCGUGCAUCUGACUUUCAGAAAAAAGUGCCAAGAAAUCUAUCUAACCACCUGCCUCUGUGAAGCUGGGAGUUGGGUCAACACAGAAGUGUCUUUUUUAAGCCAUCAUUAAAUUGUUUUCAUUUUUA
This is a messenger RNA of Camelus dromedarius (Arabian camel), 13598 nucleotides long. It is a transcript of the gene TRPM6, whose product is annotated as transient receptor potential cation channel subfamily M member 6. NCBI's taxonomy places the organism in Eukaryota, Metazoa, Chordata, Mammalia, Artiodactyla, Camelidae. Bases 391 to 6594 code for a protein of 2067 amino acids. Gene Ontology annotation, biological process: monoatomic cation transmembrane transport; protein tetramerization; protein phosphorylation. Gene Ontology annotation, molecular function: protein serine/threonine kinase activity; monoatomic cation channel activity; ATP binding. Gene Ontology annotation, cellular component: plasma membrane; apical plasma membrane. The record is from RefSeq and is a predicted model, not a curated record. The transcript has 44 exons.